Molecule: messenger RNA, 1723 nt
Organism: Cajanus cajan (pigeon pea)
Lineage: Eukaryota; Viridiplantae; Streptophyta; Magnoliopsida; Fabales; Fabaceae
Product: transferases, transferring acyl groups
Biological process (GO): GPI anchor biosynthetic process; protein localization to plasma membrane
Cellular component (GO): membrane; endoplasmic reticulum
Molecular function (GO): glucosaminyl-phosphatidylinositol O-acyltransferase activity
Source: RefSeq, a predicted model, not a curated record
UAUUUUUAAAAAAAUUCUGGCACAGUAAAAAAUUCAUCGAUCGCCAUUUUGAAGGGAAGGUAGUGGAGUGUCGUGUGUCGUGUCACUGUUGUUCCCCAGUUCCGUUCUCCAUUUGUGUGAUUCUCCGUCUUUGAGCCGAAGUUGACCGUUGGAAUUCAUCCAUGGAUCCUCCUCUGACCAAACCCUCCUUCAACCCCAACAAGCAUCUCAAAGAACAAUUCGUGAGCAACUUGAGCGGAUCCUCUAUGCUCGAAAUCGCGGCACUCACAGUGACUAUCCCCAUUCUGGUUCUUAUUCGUCACUCCAUCUCUUCCACUUCCAUUACUGGUGCCUCUCUGAGGAAGAAAAACGACGAUGCACCUUCCGAGAAUAGGAGUUUCAAAUCACACCUAGCUACAUUGUCUCUGGACUUUCUUGUCCUUGUUGUUCCCAUGCUCCUAUUUUUCACAGUACUUUCAAACUGGACCUAUAUCAUGGCAAGUUUUUUCACUGUCUCAACAUUACUCUAUAUUGCAGCCAAGAGGUCUGGUUCUUCAUCUUCUUUUGAUGGAGAGCCAAAUUCUCUUCGGGCAUAUAUUACUUCAUAUAGGGUUAUUGUGAUGAUCAUCACAUUCUUGUGCAUCUUGGCUGUUGACUUCAGAAUAUUUCCUAGAAGAUAUGCGAAGACUGAAACUUAUGGAACUAGUUUGAUGGAUCUUGGAGUUGGAGCAUUUGUUGUAGCAAAUUCUCUAGUUUCUCGGCAAGCACGUAAUAUUACAACUUUGAGCUGGAAGAUUGCAAUAGUUUCAACUAGUCCACUGAUCAUCUUAGGAUUCCUUCGUCUUGUUACAACAACUGGUGUGGAUUAUCAGGUACACGUGGGUGAAUAUGGUGUGCAUUGGAAUUUCUUCUUCACACUUGCUGCUGUGUCAAUCCUUACUUCCGUUAUUAAUAUUUCCCCACAAUAUUCUGGAGUUUUGGGUUCACUUGUCCUAGUAGGGUACCAGUUCUGUUUGAUGCAUGGUUUAAAUCAUUACUUGCUUUCUAAUGAAAGAGGAAUGGAUAUCAUAAGUCAAAACAAGGAGGGGAUUUUUAGCAUAUUUGGAUACUGGGGUAUGUACCUUCUUGGUGUUCAUUUAGGAAACUAUCUUUUCUUUGGAAGCCAUUCCACUGGAUUUAGAAGUAGCAGAUGGGUUCGGAUGAGGGUUUGGGUUCUCUCCAUCCUGCUUUGGUUAUUAACUGUGCUUCUAGACAGGCAUGUUGAAAGAAUUUCACGCAGAACGUGCAACCUCCCAUAUGUUACUAUGGUAUUGGCUGACAACCUACAGCUGUUAUCAAUUCUAAUGCUGGCUGAUCUUGUUCCUGGAAGUAAAAUUUCAAUACUUGAAGAAGCAUUCAAUCGGAACUUACUGGCUACAUUUCUUCUGGCAAAUGUUCUCACGGGGUUGGUAAACUUGUCUGUUGAUACCCUCUCUGCGUCAUCAGUCACAGCCGUUUUUAUCUUGCUUGUCUAUGCCUAUAUUUUAUCAAUUGUAAUUGGUCUUGCAGAUUAUUUUGGUUUGAAAUUAAAAUUUUGGUGAAGCAGAAAUUUGCUAUGCUGUAGUCUGUUAGAUUAGUGUUAUCAUUCAUUUAAAAAAUAACAUGUCUUUCUCUAUUAAUCAUCAAGUGAAUUUACUAUAAAACUCGUGUGGCAAUAAAGGUAGAAAUGAUAAAAUUCCUACUGCCUUGAACUCAAUCUAUGGGU